AUGAGCGUCAGAGCCACAGCAAGCAGCGAGUUGUUUGACAACUACAUCCGACGCACCAAAGAGGAGCACGGAUAUACGCCAUUUGAGUAUUGGCAGCCCCCAAAGAAGCUACCAAUCCGUGGGGUGAGAAAGUUCAACAGCAAAGAGUUCCUCAACCGGCUGAGCGAGUCGCAGAGACGGGUCUCCCUUUCGACGCCUGGAGUCCACCGCCCCUCGCAGCCGAGGCCCAACACGCCGCAACGCCGCCAGAUGCACGAGAUGAGGGAGGCAAGGAUGAGAAGGCAGCGGCGGCAGCGUCUGCAACAGCCGGAGCAACAGCAGCAGCGGGAGCGGGAGCGGGAACAGCAGCAGCAAUACCUGCGGCGGAAGAGUUCGGCUGUGGGUGCUUCUAGCCGCGACUCCGCCGUGGUUCUUGAUUCUGUGAAAGAGAUUGCCUACGAGCCUGUAUGGCAGCAGUUGCCGUCUUCCAUACCGCCGGCCUAUCAGGACGCGGUGAGGAUAAGGCGCGGUGCAGACCUGCAGCCCAUCCCGGCGAGUGUCAUGGACGAGAAGAGGCUGUUGGCUGCUGCUGCUGAGUCGGUGCGUAGUGUCGAAGAGCACCCCGCCCUGAGAAGUGGUAGUGUCGACAGCUUCGAGGAACAUCCGGCUCUCAGAGGUGGUGGUUCUGAGGGCAUCGUAUCGGAUGGCGCCCACAACGCAGCCAGGGGCUCGUGGUUUCGUCGUGACCUCCCAAUUGGCGAAGAGGAGCCGACCAAAAAGGGCUUCAGGGCAUGGAGGAAACGCACCUGGGGGCUCAUCGGCGCGCUGGUGCUCAUUGCAAUUAUCAUUAUUAUCGUGGUUCCUGUCGCUGUUACAACGGAACAACGUAGGAACAGAUAUCCGGACUAUUUCAAGAUCAACUACACCCUCACAGAAACCUACUCAGGAGCAAACUUCUUUGACAAGUUCAGCUACUACAGCGGGGACGAUCCAACCCACGGCUUCGUAAAAUACGUGACGCGCGAGCAAGCGCAGAUGUACAACCUCACCUCGGCGUCGAGCACAUCGGCCAUCCUGCGCGUCGACGACACAUCAAGCCCCUACACCUUCCCCGACGUCUCCGAGGGCCGGAUGUCGGUGCGCGUCGAGUCAAAGCGGCAGUACGACCGCGGGCUGUUCAUCUUUGACGUCAAGCACGCGCCAUUUGGCUGCGGCACGUGGCCGGCGCUGUGGAUGGCGGGGCUGGCGGCGUGGCCGCGCGACGGCGAGAUCGACAUUAUGGAGGCGGUGCACCGCGGCAACGAUGGCAACCUGCAGUCGCUGCACACGACGGGCGACUGCUCCAUGGAUGGCGUCAGGCGCAUCAUGACGGGCGCCGCUGCCAAGGGCGACUGCUUCAGCGGCGGCGAGGACAACACCGGCUGCAACGUUCGCGGCGACGGGCCCGAUACCUUUGGGCCCGGGUUCAACAAGGCCGGUGGUGGCCUCCUCGCCGUCGAGCUGCGCGACGAGGGCAUCAGGACCUGGCAGUUUCCCAGGGGAAAUGCGCCAGCUGACGUCGAGGUCGGCACUCCCGAUCCCAGCGGCUGGGGUCCCGCCAUGGCGGAUUUCCCCAGCACCGAUUGCGACAUUGGGAAGCACUUUAGGAACCAAAGUAUCAUACUCAACAUUGCGCUGUGUGGUGACUGGGGCGAGAAGGCGUACGCGGGUUCUGGUUGCCCGAUGAACUGCACUGAUUAUGUUGCAAGGACCCCAUCUGCAUUUACUGAUGCGUUUUGGGAGUUUGGUGAAUUCAAGGUCUAUGAGCCCAUCAUGAAGUGA
Messenger RNA from Pyricularia pennisetigena, 1800 nucleotides. RefSeq lists its product as uncharacterized. The transcript has 5 exons. Bases 1 to 1800 code for a protein of 599 amino acids. Gene Ontology annotation, biological process: glucan catabolic process. Lineage: Eukaryota; Fungi; Ascomycota; Sordariomycetes; Magnaporthales; Pyriculariaceae. Gene Ontology annotation, molecular function: hydrolase activity, hydrolyzing O-glycosyl compounds. The record is from RefSeq and is a predicted model, not a curated record.